AUGACAAGUGACAAAUGCAGUCAAGCAUCGAAAAUUCUCAGAAAUCUGGACAAAUUGGAAAUCCUCGAGAAGAAAAUCUUAGAAUGUCAUCAAGAAGUCGACGAGUUUCCGUUACUAGUCCCGAGCGUCGUCGCGGCCGACGGAGCAGUGGCGGCAGGACGGCUUCGAACUCGACCGGACCCACUGGUAGGCGAUCUGGCGAUCAGCACCAGGUCAGAGACGGAGAUGGCGACGAACAGCGGGCGGGUGGCGGGAGCAGCUCAGACGGGAGCGCUGGCCGACGGUGGCUGGGCGGCCGCUGUCGUCAUCGAGUGCAUGAAGCACGCGGCCGGUCCGCAGCGCCAGGGACGCAGGGCGUAUCGCGCGCGACGCCGCACGCGUUGA
Messenger RNA from Angiostrongylus costaricensis, 384 nucleotides. NCBI's taxonomy places the organism in Eukaryota, Metazoa, Nematoda, Chromadorea, Rhabditida, Metastrongylidae. The record is from the annotation of a GenBank genome assembly.